This is a messenger RNA of Mesocricetus auratus (golden hamster), 546 nucleotides long. RefSeq names its product olfactory receptor 7E24-like. Gene Ontology annotation, cellular component: membrane. Gene Ontology annotation, molecular function: G protein-coupled receptor activity; olfactory receptor activity. Gene Ontology annotation, biological process: G protein-coupled receptor signaling pathway. The transcript has 2 exons. The coding region runs from base 1 to 546 and encodes 181 amino acids. The record is from RefSeq and is a predicted model, not a curated record. Lineage: Eukaryota; Metazoa; Chordata; Mammalia; Rodentia; Cricetidae.
AUGUACAUCUUGGCCUUGUUUGGAAACCUGCUCAUCAUCCUGACAGUAAGCGCUGACUCCCAUCUCCACACACCCAUGUACUUCUUCCUCUCCAACCUGUCCAUGGUUGAUAUUGGUUUCAUCUCCACCACUGUGCCAAAGGUUAUUGUGGACAUCCAAACCCACUGCCAAGUCAUCUCCCAUGUGGGUUGCCUGACACAGAUGUCACUGAUCAUAAUUUUUGCAUGCAUGGAUAACAUGCUUCUGGCUGUGAUGGCAUAUGACAGGUUUGUGGCCAUCUGCCACCCUCUGUAUUACCAGGUCAUUAUGAAUCCCAGUCGCUGUGGUGUCUUACUUUGUGGGUCUCAUUUGUCCAUUGUCUGCCUGUUUUAUGGAACAGGACUAGCAGUAUACUUUAGCUCUUCUCUGUCACAUUCUCCAAGAAAUAAUGCAGUGGCCUCAGUGAUGUACACUGUUGUUACUCCAAUGCUGAAUCCCUUCAUCUACAGCCUGAGGAAUAAGGACAUUAAAACUGCCUUAAGGAAAAUUCUUUGCAAAGCAUUCUAA